GCGGCCUCCGCCCUCCGCCGCUGCGAUCUCCCUUCCCGCUCUCGCCUCCCCUCCGCCAGGCCGGCCUCUCUCGUCUCCUCCGCCCGCCGCCAUGGCUCCUGGACUCUACACGGACAUCGGCAAGAAGACCAGAGAUCUGCUGUACCGGGACUACUGCACACACCAGAAGUUCACCCUCACCACAUGCACCCCGGAGGGCGUUGCAAUCACAGCUGCAGGAACAAGGUUAAACGAGUCCAUCUUUGGUGAGCUUCAGACCCAGCUUAAGACCAAGAACCUAACAGUUGAUAUCAAAACAAACUCAGAGUCAGAUCUUUUGACGACAGUCACAGUUGAUGGGUUAGGAACUCCUGGGCUGAAAUCAAUCCUCAGCUUGGUUGUUCCAGACCAGAGGUCAGGGAAGCUGGAUUUCCUGUACUUGCAUGAAUUGGCCGGUCUCAAUGCAAGUGUUGGGCUGAAUCCCAACCCUAUGGUUAAUCUCUCUGGUGUCUUUGGAAGCAAAGAACUGUCAGUUGGUGUUGAUGUUUCAUUCGACACGGCAACUAGCAAUUUCACCAAGUACAAUGCUGCAUUAAGCCUCACAAAUCAGGAUCUUAUUGCUUCCCUCCACCUGAACAACCAUGGUGACACCUUGACUGCAUCUUACUACCACUUGGUAAAGCUACAUUCGUCCACUGCUGCUGUUGGAGCUGAGCUGUCCCACAGCUUCUCAAGGAACGAGAGCACAAUGAUAUUUGGAUCGCAGCACUCGUUGGAUCCCCACACCACCGCGAAGGCACGCUUCAACAACUAUGGCAUGGCCAGUGCCCUUGUCCAGCAUGAAUGGCGCCCCAAGUCACUCAUCACAAUCUCUGGUGAGGUUGACACAAAGGCAAUUGAGAAGAGCACGAAAGUUGGUUUGUCAUUGGUGCUCAAGCCUUGAGAUACAUAUUUUGGAUAGUGCAUAUCUUUUAAAUUCAGUUUUGGUUGAUGGGAAUAACAUGGGGGGAGUACAUAGCCCCAGGUCAUCUUUGUGGCAUCAUUAUGUUCUUGAAUUCUUCUUUUGCCCACAUAAUCUGUUAUCUAGGCAAAUGUUAACGCUGACCUUAUUAUUUUGAUCAUCAGCGCCUGUUAAUAAUUUCUGGUGAUUAAGACCUGCUGUGAAUCUUUUCAAAUGUGAUAGAUUGGUUGUUACAGUUGUGUUAA
Messenger RNA from Lolium rigidum, 1185 nucleotides. RefSeq names its product mitochondrial outer membrane protein porin 3. Gene Ontology annotation, biological process: monoatomic anion transmembrane transport. Gene Ontology annotation, molecular function: voltage-gated monoatomic anion channel activity. Lineage: Eukaryota; Viridiplantae; Streptophyta; Magnoliopsida; Poales; Poaceae. Gene Ontology annotation, cellular component: mitochondrial outer membrane. The transcript has 6 exons. The record is from RefSeq and is a predicted model, not a curated record. Bases 92 to 922 code for a protein of 276 amino acids.